UAUAUAGGAUUAUUAUGCUCGCAUAGAUAUGCUUGCAGUAUUUUAUAAAGGCAACGUAUGUGAAUCGAAAAUAGUAACAAUAGUAAAACCAAUUCAGUUGAAGUGAUUAAACGUUAUAUAUUAAGCAUUGGUCAAAUAAGUACAAUCGAAUGGUUAUGUUUUCUCUUCGAAAUUGUGUGAAGUCGUGUUAUUUGUGAAUUUUCAAGAGCUCAAUUGAAGAGAGCGCGAGCAAUAAAAGGAACGAUUUGUAAUUUGCAAAACAAUUUUUUUCCUUCUAAUACGAUAUUCGAAUUCAUAGAAUUUACAAGGCCGUGUAUUAUUUUCAAAGCCGAUAUCACAUUACGCAUUGUAUUUUAACAAUUAGCUCUCUAGGAGUUCAGUGCUAUCUUGAGCACAACUUCAACAGAGAGUUUUAAGGGAAAGAUGUCUGCAGAUUCCCCUCGACGCCAGUCUCGUGGCAUAGCUGUGCCCGCAAUUGUUCCGCCUCAAGUUGUGAGUGAUCGUUCGAUUCUGGACUCUGCCAUUGGCUUUAUUAGCGAUGUUACGCUGGUUGCGCAUCAGUCUCAUACAGAGCCGAAAGAUACAAUUAUAUGGGCAAGGUUUGAGACAGCCGCUGAUAUAAGCGAUCCCUGCUGCGGUGUUGAUUGGGAAAUGGAGGGAAAUGUUGCUCCGCCGUUGCUUUUACUACUCGGGUACGGGCUUGGAGUCCAGGUAUGGGCCAUACCGGCUAACGGCGAGGCUAUUGAAGUGCUCUCAUGGCGUCACGGUGUUGUCUCGACGUUGCGCGUUCUACCGACACCUGCCUCGCGGUCAACGGACGAGCAUGGACGUGCUGAUGAAACGAUGGAUGCAUACGCCGAAAAACGACCUCUUAUUGCAUUGGUGGAUAGCAAUACGGCUUCUACACAGCCACAGUUUUGUACCCUAACUUUUGUCUCCCUUAAGACUGGAAAGCAAGUGAAGACAAUUAAAUUUAAGAAUCCAAUUCUUGAUGUACUUGCAAAUCGUUCAUCUUUGGUGGCUGUAUUUCAUGAACGUAUAGCCGUAUUCGAUGCACGAACUCUGGAAGAUCGACUUUCUAUAACUACGUGCUAUCCGAGUCCAGGCAUUAAUCCAAACCCUGUGGCUCUUGGACAACGUUGGCUAGCAUAUGCUGAGCAAAAGCUGAUUCCGUCAAAACGCAGUGGCGGCGGUUGGGAUGGUGAGGGCAUCGCCAGUUACACUGCCACUGUAUUAAAUGCCGCAAAAUCUUUUGGCAAAGGGUUGCGUGAGCUUGGUGAACAAGUAGCAGCUGGAUUAACUGGAGCAGCUAGUGGCGGUAGUAUAUCAAAAAAUAGCAGCUUCGAUUCCAGUGCUGGUGUUGAAGCCAAACAACCGGGAAUUGUUACGAUCAUAGAUAUAGAGCAAACUGUGAAAGACUACAGCCCCACUUCGACCACAUCUGCAUCUGGUGUUAUUGAUAAUGAGCUCAUCGUAGCGCACUUUAUAGCCCACUCAGAAGCUGUAGUAGCUAUGGAAUUUGACAAUUCUGGCAUGCUGUUACUUACUGCCGAUCGACGCGGUCAUGAUUUCCACGUUUUCCGUAUACAACCACAUCCAGUAAGUUCUAGCUUAUCGGCAGUACAUCAUCUGUAUGUUCUACACAGAGGCGACACUAGUGCAAAAGUUCAAAACAUUACCUUUUCACUGGAUUCGCGAUGGGUGGCGGUUUCUACUUUGCGUGGAACUACUCAUGUCUUCCCAAUCACACCGUACGGCGGUGCAAUGGGUGUACGAACACAUACUUCCUUGCAUGUUGUUAAUAAGCUGUCAAGAUUUCAUCGGUCUGCCGGAUUGUCGGCAGAGGGGCGGUCGAAUUCACCGAUUUCACACUCGGAAAGUACUACUUUUAUGCAAUCUUUGCAACCUUACCAUAAUACGACUCUACCACCAUUCCCGCGUCCAACAGUGGUACUGGCUUUAGCUCAACUUCGACAGCCAUUUGCACUUGGAUCACCGCCUGGUUCUGCCGGGCUUGUUAUGCCCGGUAAAAUCAGUUCAAGUAAUAGCGGUACAUCGAAUGCUUCACACCGUCAAAGACACUCUUCACUGUCAGAUGACAAUGGAAAGCCUCUGAGUGUGUGUGCUAUUUUCGCAAAAUCCCGUUCUUGGUUACUUGAACCACCAAAUGUCACUCGAGAAGCAUCACAUCGCAUUCAACGUAAGGCAGUUGAUUCGCUCUUCGUAAUGGCCGGCCACGGUGCUCUUAUUCAAUACGAUUUGGAUACAAAACUUGCAUCAAAUAUUGCCAAAGAAAAAAUUUGUGAUGACACUCCAAUUGAACUGGAAGUGGAAGCUAAAGCUCAAUGGAACCUUGGAAGGCGAAGGGAUGGAUCUCAUGAACUGAUGCCUCCAUUAUCAAAUGAUAAUUGGCUAAUAAAGGAUCGGUAUUCUAGCUUACUGUUGGAUAGUAUACGGCAGUUUGAUGACAUAGAAGAAAAAAAUGAGAGCUGGGUAUCACAAGUAGAAAUAAUAACACAUGCCGGACCACAUCGUCGUCUUUGGAUGGGACCACAAUGUGUGUUCAAAACUUACAACACGCCCAGCGGGUCUAAUUUGAAUCAUGUUGAUGUCGAGGCCGUAGAAAUUGGAGUAUCCAAGUCAACGUCUGCCGCUGCGGCUAUACGUUCGCAUCCGCUAAGUAUGCCCGUCACUGCUGCAGCGCGCUGUACUCUGCCGGUACUCAUUGAAUCGGGUUCAUAUAGUAGCAUAGAACAAAGCCCAAAGCUUAUGGAUCGUUUCCGUCAUGAGCACUUGGACUCUGAUUUCGCCAUCGCGCAUGGCGAUUCUCGGCUGAAGGAGGACUUGGCUGAUGCUAUGCGCGAAUCACCAUCAGUGUCCGAAGUCUCCAAAAACAUUGGUCGAUUAGCCUCUGAGGUUGCUUCGUCUGAUAGUGUUUCCUUCUAUGAUGCCCGCACAGAUCCCGAUAAUGGUGAUGAUGAUUCCGAUCUCAGCCCGAAAGCGAUGGCUCCAUAUCCUUCCUCUUUCGCCACGACAUCAGAAUCACUGACUACAAAGAGUACUUGGGAUUUAGAUUCUGAUGUCGAUUGCGACCAAAAUAAGACGACGGCUCGCUUAUUUUCAAAUUCAAUUAAGAGACAAUCUGAAAUAUCUAAACCUUCUACAGCUUCAGUAGAGAACGUGGUAAACCCUCUGGGAACUGUAACGACUGUGAUUUCAGGUAUUUCGACUGAGGUGAAAAAAGACAUUCUGGACGAAGUUGUGUCGCAAUUAGCUGCCGAAGAAUGUAUUAUACAUGAGAAUUGUGAUGAGUCUCUAUUUCGUCCUGUGGUGGCUAUAUUCUGCGACGACAAAGAACGCAAAUUAGAAGAGGAGGCAGCCUUUGAGAAUAAAGAAUUUUGUAAGCCACCGGAACUAAUCAAAAAUAAACUUGUCGUUCCAGUUAUAGCAAAGGAGGUAGAUGCCGAAUUAAUCAAAAGAGAAAAAAUUCAGAAGAGUGGAAAAAUAACACAAAAUUUGAAGACACUAAAUGAUCCUUCACGGCAAAAUGAGAAGCCAAUCGCCAACGUAUUAACUAAUGAAAUUGACAAAAAUCAGCAAAAAGAAAAAUGUAGCGUUAAGCAAAUGCAUAAAGAAUCGUCAUCAAGUAGAAGCCAUUUUCCAGAAACUAAAAUCAAGACAACGGAUCACGGUAAGGAUACGAAUAAAUGUUCCACUACGGAAGAUUUAAGCAUUAAAGUAAGAGAUAAUGAAACCAAAAAAAGCUUUAAAAACAUCCCAUCCUUGGAAGAAGAAGCAAUAGAAUUCAAAAGAAUGACCCCUUUACCUGUAAUAAAGAAUCGAAGCCAACCAGCUCUUUCGGAUGUUAAAAUAAGCAAUAAGCCUGAAAUUACAAAAUUGGAUAAAAAAAAUCGUGACGAAUCUAAAAAGUUUGAAAUUGAAAAGAUGAAACAUACAGAAUCCAAUCCUGAGGUUCAUGAAAAUAAAAUCAAUGAGUCACCUCAAAGUUUAACGUUGUCAAAAUCAAUAGAAUCCUCAGAGACGUUAAAUCCACCAGAACUGCACACAAAAUUAAAUACAGUUUGUAAAACAAAACAUUCCGUUAACACUUCUCAGCAAAAGACAAAAAAAGUGUUGGAAAUGGAAAAUAAUGUUAAAAGCAUAGACAAGUCAGACAAUCUUUCAGAUAAUCUCGUUACAAAGAGCGUUUAUUCAAGUGAAGAGACAAAUUUAAAGUCUGAAAAUCAAAUGGAAGAUACAACUACGAACGAGAGCGCUCACAGAAAUGCGAAAACGGAUAUUCAGAAAAAAUGUUCGCUAAGCGACGUGCCGUCGUCUUUAGAUGCGAAACCAGCAGCUAAAGAAAACGAUAAGAAUUUCGAUGGUGAGAGGAUAUAUACUAUUAAAAUCAUUGACACAACCGAAGCAAAGAAGCAAAAUGACCCAGCAAAAAUCAAAGCAGUUGAAAAUAAAACUUUGCAGGACGUAAACAACAAACAGAACAAACACAAAAAAGUUGAUUCAAAAUCAAGUCCUGCUGUUGUUAUAUCGCCCAAAAAAGGAUCAACAAAAGAGCAAAGAGACUCAAAUAAAACUUCAAAUACACAGCCAGAAUUUGGUAAUUUAAGCGACGCUGUAUUGGAAAGUACCAAAGUUGUUAGUAGUAAAUCCAAAAAUAUGAAAUCGAAAUUAGCCUUUGAGAAUACUGUAGUGUCUUGUUCAGCUGAAGCUACACCAAUGAUUUAUAAAUAUUCAAUUGCAAAGGACUCGGUUGAUGGAGUUAAGAAAAGUGAUAACAGAAAGUCCGAACAAGACGUAAAUUAUGAUGCCAUCAAUGAUGAGAAAAAAGAAUUGCCUUCGUUGAAUGCGAAAUCUGAAAGUUUUCCUAGCGCACAGCUCGAUAUGCCUAUGAAUUCGGUAUGGAAAAUUGUAAGUAGUGCCCCUAGAGUACAGCCAAACAUUGAAACUGUUGAUAAUUACCCAAAUUUGGGAGCUAUUGGCAAAAAUAAAAAGGCAGUUAAAAAUAAGGAGAGCAUAACAGAGCACACCGAAAGUAACAGAAAAAGUGAAGAUAAAUGGUCUCCGAGUUUCGAAGGAUUUUCUGCACUGCAACCACUGGAAUCUCUGCCUCCUUUACCAACUUUAGAGCCCUUAGACAUGUCGCCCUAUUCAACUCUAUUAAAAGAAAAAAACACUAAACUGCCUACAAAAGCCAAAGAUAAUUUAGCAGAGCAAUUGAGUUUGAUUAACUUUGAUAGUCCAUUGCAAGAAAAUCCAAGACAUGAUCGAAAAUUGCCACCAGCGCUCACUCAACAAAAUUUAAUUUUCGCUUUAUGCGGAUCGUUGCACUACGAAAAUGAUAAUGUCAGCGAUGAUGAUAAACCACCAACAGAACAUCACAUAACAACAAAUUCGGGGAUUGGAGAGCAGUCAACAGCGGAAUAUAAGUUGCUUAACGAGAACGAGGAACAAUAUUUAAGUUUGGAGCAAAGUUCCCAAGAGACUAAUACAACCAACACAGCCACAACAAAUGAAAAAUGUUCAAGCUCAGCAAAUUCUUCUGCGUCAGAGGAAAUAAUUGUAAUUGAAGAGAAAAAACUAAGCAAGAAGCAGCGUCGGAAGAGGCAACAAGUAGAGUCACGUAAGCAGCAGGAAGAGUCCGUGACUCGCGACGAUGAUGAAGAGUUGCGCCCAUUAAUUGGUAUGACAGAUUCUCAUUUAGAAGCUGUAGCAGCAAGUAAUAGUAAUGUGCCAUCUUCGUCGUUAUCUAGUUUAAACAGUAAAGAUGUUCAAAAGCGAAAUAGUAGUAUCUUAAAACCAAUCAAAGUUGCAAGUGCUUCGCCGCUAGCCCAUUCUACAACUACUACAACGGACAGCGAAGGCCCGAUUCCUGUUACUACUUCUGACGACAAUAUUUUCAUCUUACCAUCGUGUACAGCAGUUACUAACGCACCCAUGAAACAGAAAACAAAGAGACUGGAACAUAAAAUAAAUCUUAUGGCUGCGAUUGAUGCUGCCACAUCAUCCUCAACAUCUUCGGCCGAAGAAAGUAACAUGGAAACGGAGAGCCGCAGAACCGUUUCUGAUCCGGAAAUACCUAUUCCUGGAAUAAGCACGUCGCAGGCUCAAGCAACUGCAACCAACGGCAGUUUAGUUACACCGUUAUGUACAACAAAGAAGAAAACAAAACGCCGUAAAAGAUAAGAAUUAGCCCUCUGCUUGUUUUGUAUCUCUUGUGUAGUGAUUACAUAUUAUUUUUAUAUUGUAUACUACACUGGCAAUAGUAGUAGAGAUAGAGUUUUAGUCACUGGUGGUGCUUAACAGGUAUCAAAAUCGAUAUAACAGGAAAAAGAAAACAAAAAUGCUAAAAACACUUAUUUGGUUCAAUUUUUUUUCAAAGGUUCAAUCACCUUUAUUGUAUAAUUUACGAUUUCAAUCACACAAACGAGCCUGCUUAUAUCGACACAAUGUACAAUAAGCCUAAUAAACAGAAAGAAAAUUUACAUAAUAGCGUAAUUCCAUACAAAAUUUCAUAAAUCCCAAUAAAUCCUGAAAAGAACCAUAAAAAAAUGCACUUAUAAGUUUAUAAAUAUUGGACUAACGGAAAUAUAGAAGUUUUAUAUAAAAAAUUGGAAAAAAAUAAAAAUAUUAAAUUAGAAACAUAAUCGGCAAAUUAAUUUAGAGAGAUCGGAAGCACCAACUAAAAUACUUUGUAAAUUUGUCAAAAAUGUUAAGUAUGAUAAUUGAUAAUUUUGGUUUUAUUAAUAUAGUUUAGUACCGCUUUCUGCGUGUUGCAACGGAAAGUCAUCGACACUUUGUUUAGUUAUUUGAAUCGCGAUAUCCUAAAAAAUAUAAAUGUAUAACUAUCCAGUAUAUUUGUAUGACAAUUUUUUAGUUACUCUACAACAAUUGUGUACCAAUCAAUAAUACAUAUAUAUAUAUACAUAUAUAUGUACAUAUAUAUAUAUAUAUAUAUAGAUGUCCGCUUUAACAUGUUUUGUACUUGUUUUGAUUUCCCUGACAGUUAAUAAAAUGUUCAAGUCGCAAAUAAAGAAUAUAUAAAAAGGAAUAAAAGUUGUAAAUAGGUUAAUCCAAUGUAAUAUUAAACUGACUUUAUUAAAUCACAAAUAUUAUAAAUAAAAAUAAAUUUAAGUUCGUUCUUAUUGAGAACGUUGAACGUCAUCUAAAUUAUGUAGAACCUCUAUCUAGAAUGUAUUUUAAAGCAACUGUGUUGAAAUGCAAAUUGCUUCCUGUCUCAGUGUACAUUGGGCGUACUCUAUUACUUUCCGCUAAGGGAUAUAAGGCGAUAUCGGCUGCAACUUAAAUUGAUCAUCAUAAAGUCUUUAACAGCGGGAAUUGGCGAUUACUUAGAGAAAACGUAUUUAGAAAUAGCUUACGGUUUUUCUCGACUUAAAAUACGCUGAACAUUUCCGAGUAAAGUCGUAAUGCUUGGCCUGGUCUAUAUUCCUUCUAUUUGGGAUAGCGCAACUGCUUCGAUUAAAUAAUAACCUUGAAUUUUGGGAGUUUUUCGAGCUAUAGCAAAUUGUGACCUUGUAAUAUUUUGUUCAAUAUUUUAUUAUAGUUUGGUCACAACAGGUCACAACUGGCUUGAAAACGGCUUUAUAUAUGCAUAGAUGUGAUUAUCUAAAUUAUUUCGUAUGCUUGCAUAUGGAACGACUCAUUAAGCACAAGCAUCUACAUAACACAUGGGCUGAAAAGUGCCGGGCCUAACAAAGAAAACACACAACUUCAAAGUUAGCUUUAUUCAUCAACGUAAUUUCCAUCAAGAAGAACGCAAUCAUUCCAGCGCCCCUCUAACAUUUCAACACCACUUUUGUAGAACGAUUUAUCUUUUGCCUCAAAAUUGGCCUCAGUUUCAGCGAUCUCUUUAUUCGAGCGAAAUAUCUUACCGGCGAGCAUUUUUUUAAGUUUGCGAACAACCAGUCGUCGCUUGGAGCCAAAUCUGGCGAACUAGUGCCUGU
Messenger RNA from Anastrepha obliqua, 7982 nucleotides. RefSeq names its product breast carcinoma-amplified sequence 3 homolog (gene rudhira). The record is from RefSeq and is a predicted model, not a curated record. Gene Ontology annotation, biological process: response to starvation; autophagy. Gene Ontology annotation, molecular function: protein binding. Gene Ontology annotation, cellular component: cytoplasm. NCBI's taxonomy places the organism in Eukaryota, Metazoa, Arthropoda, Insecta, Diptera, Tephritidae. The coding region runs from base 424 to 6204 and encodes 1926 amino acids. The transcript has 8 exons.